Scatophagus argus is the source of this 6321-nucleotide messenger RNA. It is a transcript of the gene scarf2, whose product is annotated as scavenger receptor class F, member 2. The transcript is spliced from 11 exons. Gene Ontology annotation, molecular function: scavenger receptor activity. The record is from RefSeq and is a predicted model, not a curated record. The coding region runs from base 885 to 3734 and encodes 949 amino acids. NCBI's taxonomy places the organism in Eukaryota, Metazoa, Chordata, Actinopteri, Scatophagidae.
AAAUGGUAUCCAUCAUCUGGACAAAUCAUUAAUCUGUAGGCCUAAGUUUUGUAUUUUGAAUGUCCAUAGCAUGGUAGGUGCUUAUGCAACUAUUAAUGAUAAUAAUAAUAAUUGGUUCGCGGCUACAAAUAUCGGUGCUUUUUCGUCCUAAUCGGUCAGAUUAACUUUUAAGGUCAAGGUCUGUUUUCAGAAAUUAGCCCACAAUACAUUUGUCUAAGCAAGGCCAUUAAAGCAGACCUUGUUGCACACAGGCCUAGUCUAUGUAAAUUUGGUGGCGCACGCAUGGCGCACAAAGCCAAAGAUAGAGUAACAAAUCAGGAAUUUCCCUCCUGCCACUCCUGAGAGCGCAGGAGAAGAAAAAAGUUACGGGUUAAGCGCUUCUCCUCUGAGAGCAAAAAGCGACAGGCAGUCAAUUUGCCAUAAUCUUUUGUCAAGAUUAUCAGUUUACACGUCUGCAGAUGCUUUGAGGACAUUAUUUUGGGAAAAAAAAAGUUUUUAUUUUCAUUAUGUGUCUGGACCCAUCAGGUUUUAAUGAUGGCCUCUUUUAGAGACGUUAACGGGAUAAACGGUGCACUGCAGGAGUACCAAGAAUACUUGAUUUGCAAGUUUUGGUUUUAUGACUUUUUUUUCAGCGGCUCGGUUGGGAUUUCUGUCGCUGGUCACUUUUUCUCUGCGUAGAGAUUCUGGAUGGCGUAGGUGGUGGCAAGGGCUGUUAAAUCACCUUUGUGGACAAGGAUAUGAUAUUUAUAAUGUAGAUAAAUCUGCAGUACGUGCGUAAAGCAAACCGGAGUUUUUAAUAUCCAGUGAAAACCCAUCAUAACCACUUUUGGAGAAGGGAAAUGCGGAGUAAAAUCGGCGUCUAGAAGGAUGCUGCUGCUUGUACAAUGGAAGUGAAGAACACUUUUGCUGUUGUUGCGGUGGUUUGUCUCCUUUUUUGCACCAGUUUCAGUCAAGAACUCAACUCAAAAGGAAAGAAUGUAUGCAAAGCGCCUGGAUCAUCAGGAUUUGUGUGCUGCAGUGGAUGGGCGCAGCUAGGGGAUGAAUGCCUGACACCUCUCUGCGAAGGCAACUUCACCUGCAAGGAAAAUGAGGUGUGUGUCAGGCCGAACGAAUGUCGCUGUCGUCAUGGAUACUUUGGAGCUAGCUGUGACACUAAGUGCCCUGCCCAGUUCUGGGGCCCUGACUGCAAAGGGAAAUGCAAUUGUUACCCAAAUGGCCAGUGUGAUGAUUUAACCGGCGAGUGUACAUGCAACCACAAUCGUUGGGGACCUAACUGCGAGAAUGCUUGUUUAUGCCAAAAGGGCAAGUGUGACCAAGAGACGGGCAAAUGCACAUGUCACCCUGGCAUCUGGGGUCCCCAGUGCAACAACAACUGCUACUGCAGCGUCAACUCUGUCUGCGAUGCAAUGACAGGGCGAUGCCUGUGCAAUCCUGGUUGGACUGGGAGGAACUGUGGAAUCCAGUGUAACUGUAACAAUUCACCAUGCGACCAGUUCACAGGACGCUGCCAGUGCCGGGAGAGGCUUUGGGGCCCACGUUGUGAACGAUACUGCCAGUGCAUCCAUGGCAAGUGCAACCAGGCAGACGGCUCGUGUACCUGCACACCAGGGUAUCGUGGGAAGUUCUGUAGGGAGCCAUGUCCUGCUGGCUUCUAUGGUCAAAACUGCAGGAACAGGUGUGGACACUGCAAGGGCCAACAGCCCUGUAAGGUGACGGAGGGACGCUGUAUCACCUGUGACCGAGGCUGGAAUGGGACAAGGUGUGACCAGCUCUGCUCCAAAGGCUUCUUUGGUGAAAACUGUCAGGAAGUAUGUCCCACCUGCAAAGACGGUCACCACUGCGACCCCAUUCAUGGCAAGUGCUCUCACUGUAACCCUGGCUGGAUUGGGGACAGGUGCGAGGUGCGUUGCCCCAAUGGCACAUAUGGCGAGAACUGUGAGAACAACUGCAGUCACUGUUUCAAUGGCAUCUGUCACGUUGUCACCGGAGAGUGCCUGUGUGACCCGGGAUUUUAUGGCACUUACUGCAAUAUGACCUGUCAGCCUGGCCAGUAUGGAGUGAACUGCAACCAAACCUGCUCUUGCCAUGACAAGAACUGCGAUCCUGUGUCUGGUGCUUGCUAUCUCCAGCCCAACCAGCGGAUGGGUGUGAUUGCAGCUGGAACCCUGGUCUCCUUUUUACUGAUCGUCCUGCUCUCGCUGCUGUGCUGCUGCUGCCUCUGCCGACACAAAGACGACCACAACAAAAAAGCCAAGCGGAUCCUGUGUGGACGAUUUAGCCGAAUCAGCACUAAACUUCCCCGUAUUCCACUGAGGCGACAGAAACUGCCCAAAGUAGUUGUAGCCCACCACGACCCAGAGAACACCUUCAACUGCAGCUUCAUUGAGCCCCCCUCAGUGGCCGAGCAGCCCUCACCCUCCUCAUGGUCAUCCCAAGAGUCUUUCUCUUCCUUUGAGAGCGGAGACGAGGGGCCAGUUUACUGUGUGCCCCAUGAAGAAUCUGUGAACGAAAGCAAAGAGAAGCACAGCCCCACCCCCACAACAGAGAAGUCAGAAGGUGUCCUUAAUGAGGAGGAUGCAGGGGAGUACACAUCCCUGAAAGACACAAGUGUUGCAAAAUCUGAAGGCAGUGAGCAGCCUUUGCUCAAAUCUUCUGACAGUGAAGGCUCCACCAGUGGCUCAGAGUCCACAACUGCUGCACUCUAUGCCCGCAUUGCCCGCCUCUCCAAGCAGUCUAAAGAGGAUGAUGGCAGUGGCAAGGAUGGGGAUGGCACUCCCACACCAGAGGCUAAGCGCAAUGGAAAGCCGCCACCUUCACCUGGCAAGCCCAAACCACGCCCACCGGACCCGUCCACUAAGCCCAAAGUAUCAUGGAUACAUGGAAAUACCACAGGGUCUCCCCAGCUUGAGCAGCAGGGGCAGGGCAUAAUGAAGGCACUUGCAGCGCCAAAGGAGAAAAAAAGGAGCUCCAGUGAUGGCUCAGCAAAGAGUGAGGAGCGACAGAAAAUGAAGGAAAAGAGCCAUGAGCAGCAGAAGAAACAGGAGGGGAAAGAGGCAGAAGUCAGUGGCUCCCCCAGAAAACACAAACCUCUGCGAGGUAAGAAGUCUGGGGACGAGCACAGCAGUCCCAGUCACAUGGAGCACAUCAAUGGUGUGGUUCAGAAUGCUCUCAAGAAGAUAAGUAACUUCCACAGCUCCUCAUCUGAGAAGAAGAGUGCUGACAGUUCAAAGGAGAAUCCAAAAGAGCCACCCAAGAGCCCAAAAGUCAUCCACCCUCAUAUGAACUCUGAGGCCGCCACACUCCUGGCUGCUCAGCUCAAAGAGAAAACCCAAAGCAUCAACAGGAAUGAGGGGACAGGUCUUACAAAAACUAAUGGUCUCUCCACACCCAAAGGAAACAGAGAAAAGCCAACACCUCCCCAGAAAGCCAAGAGGACCCCCUCCAGUGGAUUGAGCCAGCAGGGCUCCAACAAGCCCCUGCUGCCUACCUCGAGCAGCCUCCAGAAGAUGGUGGCACCUGUCACCACCGACUUCGGGGCCCCUGAGGCCAAGAGCCCGGAGAAGCAGGACUUGAACGGCUCAAGGGCAGGGGAGCCAGCAUUGGAUCCUACCCCAAAGAAGACUCCCAUAAAAAAGCCACCAAGGAAGAAAGGCAAGGAGGGUAGUUUGGAUACAUCGGAAAUUAAAACACCCCAGCAAAAGACAGCCAUAAUGCCACCACAGGUAGUGAAAUAAACACAACUGAAUUUUAAACAUGAAUGACCAAAGUUUGUGAUCAGUUUAAAAGACUAAAUGCUAUUUGUUGGAAGGUGAACCAGCUUUUCAGUCAGAUUUUCUGUGUGAGUGUGAUAUGACUCCAGGACCAGUCAAGAGAAAGAAAUGCUCUUAAAUCAAAGGCACAGUUGAGUUGUAUUAUAAUGACCUCUACACAUCAUUGUAUUUCAUUUCAAGAAUCCUUUUUGUGCAACAGCUGUGUAUCAAUCUCACAUCACAACCUGUGGCUAAGCCAAACACAACUGUGAGAACAGUAUUGCACAGACAUAAUCCAUAGUUCAAUCAUCUCUAUGCCUCCGCAGUAUGUCCACCACUAUAUUUAUAUGUGGGUUUCUUCUAAGGUUGCAUAACUGUUAUUUGCUAUGCAGGUGUUAAAAAUAGCUAUUUUUUAUGUAUGCUCUCCAAAGGUACUGAAGGUACUAAGAAUAACAAGAAAAUUAGAUCCUCUGAGGAUACCAAGCUAUUUUCUGUUAGUAUUAUACAAAUACAUUUCUAUACUAUAAACCAGCUUAAAUUAGAUAUAAUCCUCAUUCUUAAUGUCAUCAAGCUAUUCUUUGCAGAUGUAACUGUCAAUUAAGAGAAACAUUUUUACAGUUUUGGUGUGAUCAGAGAUCUUUGUCUUAAGCAAAAGAAGCACCUUUUUAUUUUCUUGCUUCUAUGUUGCUACUAGAGCAAGUUUCAAGUUGAUAUACAACAUAAUUGGGAAGCUUCUCUUUAAUCAAGCAAAUUUGACACCCCAAACUACAAGUUAUGUUAAGUUAAGUUAUGCUACAUUGAGGGCUUAAUUUUCUCCUUUGUUUGUGAGUCACCUUUAAUUCCUCUCUGAGCUUUAGCAUUGGUUUAAAGACUCUUCUCUACAAAAAAAUUACAUUUUUGAAUUUAAAGUCAUAGCACUCUUUUGUCCAACUCUGUCAGACACGGUUUGCUGAAACCCAAGCAAGCUCUUUGAUCUUUUUGCAAAAAUGACUGUUUUAAACCCCUUUCAUACUUCUGCUAACACCAAAUAACCAGAAUGUGCUCUUACUGUAUGUUUUAUUCGGUCAACUAAACCACUAAACCAAAAAUGAAAUCCCAGGCUAACCUAUGUCCUUACCUUAUGUCAUACUUAUAAAUCACUGUAAACCCAUAUUUUCCUGUAAUUCAGCAACAUCUAAUUUCCUCAUGAUAUAUAUAAGAAAGCAUACUGGAGUACAAUAUCCUCCUUGUAAAGCAGAUUCAAUAGAUAUGUUUUGUAACAGCAAUGGCCCUGCAGAUCAGACAACAGAAGGAAACUACCAUGUCCCUUAAUUUGCUCUUUCGGUUUAAGAAACUAGGUCAACAUCGCCAUACGAGCUGUUCUCAUUUCACUUUAUUUAUUUACACCAUAGAGGUAUAGUGUGAAAAACAAAUCUUCUCCAGGACUGUCUUGUCAAAGAGUAUUGUCCCUGAAGGAUCAUGUAAUCUUAAGCUAGUAAAUAAAUGCUGAAGUAAGAGGGUGCUGUAGAGUAAGACUAUAAGGCUAAAUGGUACCGUGCCUCAGAUGUUUAAAUGUUCCUCAACUGUGGACCAGUUUACGCAAAAAAAAAGCUAUGUUGUUGCCAAAUUUUGGUAGAGCUAAAAUAAGUAAACUAAAAAAGGUGGGAUACUUAAACUGGAAUAGUUCAGUUGUUCGAGAAGAAGACCUUUUUUUCUGUUAUUGAUGAACAGCUAUUUUGAAAUUAGUAGCACUCAAAAUAUGAGCAAUGUAUGACGUGUGCAACAAGUUAACAUGCCAUUGGCAUGUUUUGGCCUGAAGAAUAUUUUACAUUUACAACUGAUUUGAAAAUUUGUCUUGGUUUCAUGUGUUUUUUUGUUGUUGUUGUUGUUGUUGUUGUUUUAUGGUACAGCACAUUUCUUUGGAUAUUUUCUCAACAUUUUCUACUUGUAUACUUGGUGUACUUUUUAUUAUCUUUGUAAGCUGUGCUUAUAUGACCUUUAUAGUUUUUCUGUUUUCCUUGGUGUUGAUGAACUGGCUUUCAUAUUAUAUUUGCUUUUUUUUGGUAUGUUGCUUAUUUUUGGCUCUGAAGCAAACCUACAGUAUGAGUACUCUCCUCCUGUAAAGUUUACAUUGGCUUUGUAAUUGUUCUCUGUUGAUGUUAUUGUUUGCGUAACACUUAACUGCAUGACGCAGAGUGUAAUUAUAUGGCAUUAAUAGCUGCACAGGAUGUCUGUAACCUUCUUGUUCCCUCCAGUGGUUAUUAUUGCCUCCCAUAAAAAAUAACUCAUACAGAAAGGAUUGUACAAUACUACUAUGAUACCACUGUUGAAACAACUGCAUAUACUUAAAACCAUAACAUUGUGUAAUUAUGAAGUGGCAACUUUUAUCCGACUGGCCCACGCCUGUUUUUAUAGGCUUACAUUAAAUUUUUGUAAAGAAGGGCCUGAAAGCUGCAAAAACAUUAAGGUAUAUUUUUGUCUUUUGUGGUUUGUUUUUAACAACUUUGAUUUCCAUCCGUGUAUGGUUAUUAAAUUGGUGUUUUCUCAUUUAAUUGUUUGGAAUAAAAAAGCAAUAUGUGUAGCUCUAGUCAAA